Molecule: messenger RNA, 2589 nt
Organism: Tachyglossus aculeatus (Australian echidna)
Lineage: Eukaryota; Metazoa; Chordata; Mammalia; Monotremata; Tachyglossidae
Gene: HEY2
Product: hes related family bHLH transcription factor with YRPW motif 2
Exons: 5
Coding region: 81-1025 (314 amino acids)
Biological process (GO): regulation of transcription by RNA polymerase II; Notch signaling pathway; anterior/posterior pattern specification
Cellular component (GO): nucleus
Molecular function (GO): DNA-binding transcription factor activity, RNA polymerase II-specific; RNA polymerase II cis-regulatory region sequence-specific DNA binding; protein dimerization activity
Source: RefSeq, a predicted model, not a curated record
UCGCCAUCCCGGUCCAGGGGCGGCCCCGGCCCCGGCCGCCUCCUCCUCCUCCAGGCAGGCCUCCGGACGUCCCCGCCGCCAUGAAGCGCCCUUGCGACGAAACCACCUCCGACAGCGACCUGGACGAGACCAUAGACGUGGGCAGCGAGAACAAUUACUCCGGGCAGAGUACUGGUUCUGUGAUUCGAUCAAAUUCCCCAACAACAACAUCUCAGAUUAUGGCCCGAAAGAAAAGGAGAGGGAUAAUAGAGAAGAGGCGACGGGACCGUAUAAAUAACAGUCUAUCAGAGCUGAGACGACUCGUGCCGACGGCUUUUGAGAAACAAGGCUCUGCCAAAUUGGAAAAGGCGGAAAUACUGCAAAUGACAGUGGACCAUCUGAAGAUGCUGCAGGCAACGGGAGGGAAAGGCUAUCUCGACGCCCACGCGCUGGCCAUGGAUUUCAUGAGCAUCGGCUUCCGGGAGUGCCUGACGGAAGUGGCCAGGUACCUGAGCUCGGUGGAGGGCCUGGACGGCGCCGACCCGCUGCGGAUGCGCCUCGUCUCCCACCUCAGCACGUGCGCCUCGCAGCGCGAGGCCGCGGCCAUGACGUCCCCCUUGGGCCCGCACCCCGCGCCUCACCCCUUCCCCCCGCACCACUGGGCCGCCGCCGCCGCGGCCGCCGCCGCCUUCCACCCGCUCCCGGCCGCCCUGCUCCCCGCCAGCGGACUCCACGCCUCGGAGGGCCCCCCGUGCCGCCUCUCGGCCGACUCGGGCCUCCGCGGGCCUCCCUGCCUCCCGCCCCUGUCGGCCUCGCUCCUGUCCCUCUCGGCCACCGUCCAGGCCGCGGCCACGGCCGCCGCCCACAGCUUCCCGCUGUCCUUGGCGGGCGCCUUCCCCCUGCUGCCCCCGGCCGGGGCCGGGGUCGGGGCCGCCGUCAGCCCCCCGCUGCCCGCCUCGGCCGCCUCCAGCCCGCGGCAGGCCGGUCCCGGGGGCGCGAACAGUAAACCCUACCGGCCCUGGGGGACAGAAGUGGGCGCCUUUUGACGCGCCCCGGUCCCCCCACCCCGAGCCCCUCGCCCGCUCCUCCACGAGGCCGACCGCCGGGACCGUCCGUGGCCGAGGCCGACCGCCCUCCGUUUCCCGGCUGGCGUGACGAAGGCCGACCCGGACCGAAGCCGCCCAGAUGCCCGAGCGACCCCACGGGACCGGGGACCCUCUUCCAGAGCCGACCUCCCCCCGGAGCGGAAACAGCGCCGCGUCGUCGCUCUUCUACUCCUUCCUCCCCCUUCCUUCUUUCUCUUUCUUCACGUUUUGUUCGGCUUAGGGCGUCUCACUACCCAACACCAGUGGCCGUGGAAAACCUCACACUCCCGUUCCCGUUGUAGAAGUUUCCUGGGAAACAGAUAGACUCUAGAGCUCAGCUAUGCAUCUUAAUAUUUGCGGGCGGGAAGGGGAAAUAUCCCUUCCAAGUUCUCCAGAGGUAGAACGACGACCGCACGCGCACCACACACACACACACACUGACUCACUCGCUCUUUCGCACACACAAAAGAGUUCCAAGUUUCACAAGUGCCUAAGAUGAAGAAGCGUUUUCUUCCAAAGCCAGUAGCGUUGCACAGGAGCGAGCGGGAGACGGGGGAGAGGGAAGGAGGGAGGCAGCAAGUCACUGGGCCACGGGACGUGUGAUCCCUUCCCGGAAAUCCCCGUUAAAUCCCGGCCGUUUCAUAGCCCAGUAGGAGACAGCGGUCCCAUUCAGGUGGAAAGCGAAGCCCGAUGAUACCCGGUUUUCCGUCAGUGCCCCGACUCGCCCGACGGUGAGGUCGAGGACCGCAUCGAGAAGAACGAUUCCCCCUCGGUGUUUGGUUCGACCCAUUUUUCAGCGCUACCGUGGGCACCUUUGGGCUUUUUUUGGUUUUUAAACGCCAGGCCGCCUUCGUAGGGUGGGCUGACGGCACCGGCCCAGAGUCCUUCGCAGUUCUAAGAUGGCAAUUGGCCGUCUUUGGGGUGGUUUUCCCUAUCGAUCUCAAGCCCACCCUUCUUCCUCUCGGAGGGAAACCGCAGGCUCCCUUCCCCGCUGGGCCUUCGGAGACUGUGGUCCCUCCAGGGACAGCGGGGCGAGGACAGAGAGGGAAGAGCAGGGAAAGAGGAAACGGUUGUAUAAGCUCACCCUUUCCGUAGCCAACUCGGAUCCCGAACCACGAUGAAUGUAUUCAGAUGAGUUGUUGGUAAAUUAUUGUUUUGAUUUGAUCCCCCCCCUUUGUCAGAACCCAGGUGAUGAGAGAGACGGAAAGGAGCCUUGUUUCGGUCCGUUUUUAUUUUUUUUGACUUUUGUUUUAUGACAAAAAAACCGUAAUCUCAUAUUACAUUGAACCAAGCACGUGAGAUUUUUAUGUCUGGAGAACUAAAAAGACACAGCAUGUACUAUUAUGCACUUGAAUUCUCUGCUGUGUGGAGAAAGCAAUAAACCUUAAGAGAAUGUUAAACAUUAUGCAAAAUAUACUUUAAAAUAUUUGUUUUAAAAAUACCGUAUCUGGUCUGUUUCCCGUCUUUUCCCCCAGUACUUUGUAACCUUUUUCUAUGCAAAAUUCUGUACAUAUCACUAAUUAAA